Molecule: messenger RNA, 720 nt
Organism: Physella acuta
Lineage: Eukaryota; Metazoa; Mollusca; Gastropoda; Physidae
Source: RefSeq, a predicted model, not a curated record
AUGGUUGGUAAACCCCGCCUCAACAGCCCCGCCCCAACAACCCCGCCUCAACAGCCCCGCCUCAACAGCCCCGCCCCAACAGCCCCGCCUCAACAGCCCCGCCCCAAUAGCCCCGCCCCACAGCCCCGCCUCAACAGCCCCGCCUCAACAGCCCCGCCUCAACAGCCCCGCCCCAACAGCUCCGCCUCAACAGUCCCGCCCCAACAGCCCCGCCCCAACAGCCCCGCCUCAACAGCCCCGCCUCAACAGCCCCGCCCCACAGCUCCGCCCCACAGCCCCGCCUCAACAGCCCCGCCUCAACAGCCCUGCCUCAACAACCCCGCCCCAACAGCCCCGCCUCAACAGCCCCGCCCCAACUGCCCCGCCCCAAUAGCCCCGCCUCAACGGCCACGCCCCAACAGUCCCGCCUCAACAGCCCCGCCUCAACAGCCCCGCCCCAACAGCUCCGCCUCAACAGCCCCGCCCCAACAGCCCCGCCCCAACAGCCCCGCCUCAACAGCCCCGCCCCAACCGCCCCGCCCCACAGCCCCGCCUCAACAGCCCCGCCUCAACAGCCCCGCCUCAACAGCUCCGCCUCAACAGCCCCGCCCCAACAGCCCUCCUCACCAGCCCCGCCUCACCAGCCCCGCCUCACCAGCCCCGCCUCCCACCUCUCCGCAAGAGGGAAACAAAAAGUGCAUUAGAAAGCCAGAAAGUCUAAUCUCUUCUGUCAACCGGUGA